Messenger RNA from Ornithorhynchus anatinus (platypus), 7697 nucleotides. RefSeq names its product protein tyrosine phosphatase receptor type T (gene PTPRT). Gene Ontology annotation, biological process: protein dephosphorylation. The record is from RefSeq and is a predicted model, not a curated record. Gene Ontology annotation, molecular function: protein binding; protein tyrosine phosphatase activity. NCBI's taxonomy places the organism in Eukaryota, Metazoa, Chordata, Mammalia, Monotremata, Ornithorhynchidae. The transcript has 34 exons. Gene Ontology annotation, cellular component: membrane. The coding region runs from base 34 to 4521 and encodes 1495 amino acids.
CGGGGGGAAGGGGCAUGCCAACUCCGGGGAAGAAUGACCGGGAUCGCCGCCGCGCUCUUGCUUCUCCUGCAGCUGCUGCCCGGAGCGCGGGGCCAGGGCUUCGCGGGCGGCUGUUCGUUUGAUGAACACUAUAGCAACUGUGGAUACAGUGUGGCUCUGGGGACCAAUGGAUUUACCUGGGAGCAAAUUAACACCUGGGAAAAGCCGAUGCUGGAUCCUGCCGUGCCAACAGGUUCCUUCAUGAUGGUGAACAGCUCUGGGCGGGCAUCUGGACAGAAAGCUCACUUACUGUUGCCCACCUUGAAGGAGAACGAUACCCACUGCAUCGAUUUCCAUUACUACCUAUCCAGCCGCGACCGGUCCAGCCCCGGCUCACUGAAUGUCUACGUGAAAGUUAACGGCGGCCCCCAGGGGAACCCCAUCUGGAACGUCUCGGGGAUUGUCACGGAAGGAUGGGUGAAGGCGGAACUGGCCAUCAGCACCUUUUGGCCGCACUUUUAUCAGGUGAUAUUUGAAUCCGUAUCGUUGAAGGGACAUCCGGGAUACAUAGCAGUGGAUGAAGUGCGUGUUCUUGCUCAUCCAUGCAGAAAAGCACCUCACUUUCUCCGGCUUCAAAAUGUGGAAGUUAAUGUGGGGCAGAAUGCAACAUUCCAAUGCAUUGCUGGGGGAAAGUGGUCUCAGCAUGACAAACUCUGGCUCCAGCAAUGGAAUGGGAGAGACACAGCCCUGAUGGUGACUCGAGUGGUCAACCACAGAAGGUUCUCGGCAACGGUCAGUGUGGCCGACACAUCUCAGCGAAGCAUCAGCAAAUACCGUUGUGUCAUUCGCUCGGAUGGUGGUUCAGGAGUCUCAAACUAUGCAGAACUAAUAGUGAAAGAACCCCCCACACCCAUCGCUCCCCCAGAGUUGCUGGCGGUAGGGGCCACCUACCUGUGGAUCAAGCCAAAUGCCAACUCCAUCAUUGGCGACGGGCCCAUCAUCCUAAAGGAGGUGGAAUACCGCACGACCACCGGCAACUGGGCGGAGACCCACAUCGUCGACUCCCCCAAUUACAAGCUGUGGCACCUGGACCCCGAUGUGGAGUACGAAAUCCGGGUGCUUCUCACCAGGCCGGGCGAAGGAGGAACGGGACCCCCAGGUCCACCGUUAACCACCCGGACAAAGUGUGCAGAUCCCGUCCAUGGUCCCCAAAAUGUGGAAAUUGUGGACAUCCGCUCCCGGCAAGUAACCCUUCAGUGGGAACCUUUCGGCUACACGGUGACCCGUUGUCACAGCUACAACCUAACAGUCCAGUACCAGUAUGUGUUCAAUCAGCAAAAGUACGAGGCCGAAGAACUCAUCCAGACAUCUUCUCACUACACCUUACGGGGCCUUCGCCCUUUUAUGACCAUCCGGCUGAGGAUGGUGCUGUCUAACCCGGAGGGGAAGAUGGAAAGCGAGGAGCUGGUGGUACAAACGGAAGAGGAUGUUCCUGGAGCUAUUCCUCUCGAGUCCAUUCAAGGAGGACCCUUUGAAGAGAAGAUCUAUGUACAGUGGAAACCUCCAAAUGAAACCAAUGGAGUCAUCACCCUCUAUGAGAUCACCUACAAGGCCGUUGGGUCAUUAGAUCCCAGUGCCGAUCUCUCCAGUCAGAGAGGAAAGGUCUUCAAACUGAGGAACGAAACUCACCACCUCUUUGUGGGCCUGUAUCCCGGAACCACCUACUCCUUCACCAUCAAAGCCAGCACCGUCAAGGGGUUCGGACCCCCCAUCACGACUCGGAUCGCUACCAAAAUUUCAGCACCUUCGAUGGCCGAAUACGACACGGACGCUCCCCUGAACGAAACGGAUACCACCAUCACAGUCAUGUUGAAACCUGCUCAGUCCCGAGGAGCCCCUGUCAGUGUCUACCAGCUGGUCGUCAAGGAGGAGAGACUGCAGAAGGCUCGGAGGGCUGCUGACAUCAUUGAGUGCUUCUCCGUGCCCGUGAGCUACAAGAAUGCUUCCACCCUAGACUCGCCUCACUAUUUUGCCGCUGAGCUGAAGCCCAUCAACCUUCCCGGGACCCAGCCAUUCACGGUGGGCGACAACAAGACCUACAAUGGCUACUGGAAUGCCCCCCUCUCGCCCCUGAAGAGUUACAGCAUCUAUUUCCAGGCUCUCAGCAAAGCAAACGGAGAGACCAAAAUCAACUGCGUCCGACUGGCAACGAAAGCAGUCCUGGGUAGACCGCAGGUGACCACGUGCUCCCCAUCCCUCUUGACCACAGGAGCUUCCACACAGAACUCCAACUCGGUGGAGCCUGAAAAGCAGGUUGACAACACUGUGAAAAUGGCGGGAGUGAUAGCAGGACUCUUAAUGUUUGUCAUCAUCCUUCUGGGAGCCAUGCUCACGAUCAAGAGAAGAAGAAAUGCAUAUUCCUACUCCUAUUACUUGAAACUAGCCAAGAAGCAGAAGGAAACUCAGAGCAGCACCCAGAGAGAGAUGGGACCUGUUGCUAUGGCAGAAAAGACCACCACCAAACUCAGCGCGGCUCACAAUGAAGAAGUGCUUUCUUCCAGUUCUCAGGAUGUUAAUGGAUUCACAUCAUCUUCUCCUUGUUCAUUUUCUGUCCAAAGCAAAACACUGCAAAGCAAAUCUUUGUUGAAUUCCUACUACUCAGUGUCAUCAGAUACUGUUCCGUCAACCACGCUGCUAGGUAAGGAAGCAGACAGCAGCCACGGAGAGAUGAGCCAGCCCACGCUCACCAUCCAGACCCACCCGUACCGGAGCUGCGAGCCCGUGGAGAUGUCCUACCCCCGAGGCCAGUUCCAACCGGCCAUCCGGGUGGCCGACCUGCUUCAGCACAUCACCCAGAUGAAGCGGGGACAGGGCUAUGGAUUCAAGGAGGAAUAUGAGGCAUUACCCGAGGGACAGACGGCAUCCUGGGAUACAGCCAAGGAAGAUGAGAACCGCAACAAGAAUCGAUACGGGAACAUCAUAUCGUAUGACCACUCAAGAGUGAGGCUGCUGCUGUUGGAUGGAGACCCUCACUCAGAUUACAUUAAUGCCAACUACAUAGACGGAUAUCACCGACCUCGCCAUUACAUUGCCACUCAAGGUCCGAUGCAAGAGACAGUCAAGGAUUUUUGGAGGAUGAUUUGGCAGGAGAACUCUGCCAGUGUUGUCAUGGUUACCAAUCUCGUGGAAGUGGGAAGGGUGAAGUGUGUCAGAUACUGGCCAGAUGACACAGAAGUCUACGGUGAUAUUAAGGUCACAUUAAUUGAGACAGAACCAUUGGCUGAAUACGUCAUCCGGACAUUUACCGUUCAGAAAAAAGGCUACCAUGAAAUCCGAGAGAUCCGACUCUUCCACUUCACCAGCUGGCCUGACCACGGGGUGCCCUGCUACGCCACGGGCCUUCUGGGUUUCGUGCGGCAGGUGAAGUUCCUCAAUCCGCCCGAGGCGGGGCCCAUAGUUGUACACUGCAGCGCUGGUGCGGGGAGAACGGGUUGCUUUAUCGCCAUAGACAUCAUGCUCGACAUGGCAGAGAAUGAAGGCGUGGUAGACAUCUUCAACUGUGUGCGAGAGCUGCGGUCCCAAAGAGUCAAUCUGGUACAGACCGAGGAGCAGUAUGUCUUCGUCCACGAUGCCAUCCUAGAGGCUUGUCUUUGUGGUAAUACGGCUAUUCCGGUGUGUGAGUUCAGAUCUAUAUAUUAUAACAUCAGCAGACUGGAUCCACAGACCAAUUCCAGCCAGAUAAAAGAUGAAUUUCAGACCCUCAACAUCGUGACCCCUCGGGUCAGACCGGAAGACUGCAGCAUAGGCCUCUUGCCAAGAAAUCAUGACAAGAACCGCCUCAUGGAUGUUCUGCCCCUGGACAGGUGCCUGCCCUUCCUCAUCUCUGUAGAUGGCGAAUCAAGCAACUACAUCAAUGCUGCACUCAUGGAUAGCCACAAGCAACCUGCUGCCUUCAUUGUAACCCAGCACCCCCUCCCCAACACCGUGGCGGACUUCUGGAGGCUGGUGUUUGAUUACAACUGCUCUUCGGUGGUGAUGCUCAACGAGAUGGAUGCUGCCCAGCUGUGCAUGCAGUAUUGGCCAGAGAAGACAUCUGCGUGUUAUGGUCCAAUCCAAGUGGAAUUUGUAUCAGCCGACAUCGAUGAGGACAUCAUCAAUAGGAUAUUCCGGAUCUGCAACAUGGCUAGACCCCAGGACGGGUACCGCAUAGUUCAGCACCUACAGUAUAUUGGCUGGCCAGCCUAUAGGGACACGCCUCCUUCCAAACGCUCCCUUCUCAAGGUUGUCAGGCGCCUGGAGAAAUGGCAAGAACAGUAUGAUGGGAGAGAUGGACGCACUGUUGUUCAUUGCCUAAACGGCGGUGGGCGCAGCGGAACCUUCUGUGCCAUCUGCAGUGUUUGUGAAAUGAUCCAGCAGCAAAACAUCAUUGACGUGUUUCACAUAGUGAAAACGCUAAGGAACAACAAAUCCAACAUGGUGGAGACGCUGGAACAAUAUAAAUUUGUAUACGAGGUUGCACUGGAAUACUUGAGUUCAUUUUAGCAGCAGUGAACAUGCAAGAGUUCCAACCCCAGGAUCUCCAAACCACCCUUUUCUCUGUAAGGCAGUAACAGGGAUGAAAGACUUCCAGAUCCUGACUUCACUGAAGAGAAGUGGGACUCCCGCGUGCUGCUGACUGCUAGCCACUGGAGCAUUCAUUCGCCGCUUCUUGAACGGUCUGCUGUUGAAACCAGAGAGGAAGAAGGCAAGGCUGAGGAAGCCCCUGCUUUCUCAUACCCCAGUGUCUGCCCUGCCCUGCCGGAUUCCCGUCCUAACCCCCCAGGAGCUCCCUGGCAACAGAAAAGACAUCGGAUUGUCCGUCUAAAAUCACUUGUUUUCGUUCUACCCGGGUUCGUGAAUCUCAUGCUAGAGUCUGUUGGAGAAAACUGAAAUCCGCGGGGAGGGGCUUUGGAUGUUGAGGUGUAUUUCUCCCUCUCGGCGAAUUCCUCAGUCGGAAAUCGGGGAGCUGGAGAAUUAGAAAUCCCUUGGGGUCUCUCACUGUAGGUAAAAGGGUACAUGCUCCUUGAGACCCUGCCCCCAAAUCUUCUCCUCUUCCUCUGAGGGCCAGCCUACGUGGACUCUGACCUGGCUCUACCUCAGUGUUUGAUUGAAGCAACAGGGCUAGACUUAGGCACACCCUUAAUAGGCUCCCCCCGGCUAGACCUGAUUAUGUGUGUGUGAGACUCCCACUGGGUUAUCUUUACUUCUCAAGGUUUCCAAGCUAUGCUCUACCACCAACCCCUGGCUCAGGUCUUGUUGAAUGAACUGGGGCCAGAGGUAGAUGCCGGGUAACGUUGUUUUUUUCCGUGUACAUACCCACUCCGCUGGGGGUUUCCAGAGUCGUCGUUGGGUGGCAUGAUUGUCAUUAAGGAAUGGAGAGCACCAGAUGUCUGAGGGUUUGGAACUCAAGAAGGAACCCAUGAAGAGUUGAUAGAGGUGAUGUCCUUUUAAUGAGGAAGCCAGUUUGGUAGUUGGCAGCUUAUUUCUCAGCAGUGUGGUUAAAAUGAAACUCGUCCCACUCUAAGCUGGCAGCUUCUCUGAUCAUCAAAGUGGACAGUUUGGCAGAAAAAAAUGGCCAUGAGGUGUAAUUGGGGAUGGUGGAUUUGGGAAGUUGGGAUAUGUGUUUCAGUGCUCAGAAUGACACAUUUGACCAUUGUUUUCCACCAGAACAACCUGUGUAUCCCAAUCUUUUCUUUACCCAACCCAUGGCGUAACGGAUUCUGAAAAGCUUUAACGUCUCAGAUGCCAGUGCAGACUGGAAGCCAAUUUAAGUGGAUCGAACCUGACUCCUAAAGGGUUUUAUUUUUGUAUCCCAUUUGUCAUCAAAUCCAAGGAAAGCUGUGGAGAAUGGGCAUCUACAGGCAUGAGAGAAGGAAAGGGUGAGCAAGACAGAAAGAGGUGGCUGUUGCUGGUUACCUUUCAUUUUUUAGUUUGAGUGUUUAACCCCCUCAUCUUUUGGAGCAAUCUAGGCUACAGGGAUCAUUUACCAAACUCUAGAGGCCCAUCUCCUCAAACACAUUUUGCUGGUGGUGAUUGUUUGUCAGUGCUCAAGUCAAGAGGCUCCAGCCACCCUGGAAGGAUUAAAAGACUAUCCUUUCUGUUGUAAAUAUCAAUCGGUUGUAUUUAUUGAGCACUUCCUAUGUAUAGCGCACUGUUCUAAGCGAUUGGCAGAGAACGUACAAUAGAGUCGGAAGACCCAUUCUGCAAAGCAAAAGGGCACACAGAUUAAGAUUUCACAGCUCUUGAACAUGUGCUACUUGCCUGGCGACUGGAAGUUCUCCUUCACAAUCACCCAGAUUUCAAAUCUUUCCAGAUGCACUGGAUUUCAAGCUUCCACAGUUAACCACUCAGAUUCCCAGAGGAAGCCUCUGAAGUAAUCAAACCCACGUUACGUGGUUCCCCUGCCAGUAAAUGACCAUUUCUCUGUCCUGGGUUUGAAUUUUUUUUGUCUGAGAUAGGAGUAGACAUCGUGUGUUUUUAGGUGUGCAUUUAUUCAUGUUUGCAUGUGUAUGUGUGCAUAUAGGCACAGUGAUGUGUGUGUUAGUUGGGAGGCGCUUCACGAGAACGGGAAUUUACUCUUGGCAGUGACUCCUAGAGUACUAAGAGGGAGUCAGAAUGGGAAGGUGUAGUUUCGAGAUUCCGGCUGUGAAACGCUCUUCUAAAUGUUCCAUUUAAGGCCUUUCGGCUUAGGAUGUUCCUUUACAGCAAAGACCACAGAGCCAAAAAUCCCCCUGUGCUCUCUCCCCCAGGUAUAAUACGAAAGAAAGAACGGUUCCCUGGAAAUGUGCCAGAAGACACAAUCCUGCUGUUGGAUUACAGGGGACAUUUGCCAAGGGCAUGUUUAGCAUGGGUUUUGGCUAGAAGCCACUGGCUGUAGGACUAAAAGGAGUUAGAGGGGAGGAUAGUGCUGGCCAGUGAUUUUGCAGAAGACAGUAUACACCCUCAAGGGCAGUGAUAGUGCCAGGAAAGGAAAAUCACUUGUCUCUUUCCUAAAGUGGGACACCGUCUCUGCCUCAGAAGACAAUAUACACCCUCAAGGGCAGUGAUAGCGCCAGGAAGGGAAAAUCACUUGUCUCUUUCCUAAAAUGGGACACCGUCGCUGCCUCUUCCACGGAACAGAGCCCUGGUUCUAAAUGAGGCCGAUAAAGCCAUUUUCAAACAAAAAUCAUCAUCCAAAUCCUCCUCUUCUUGGGUUUAGAACACACUGUGCUGAUCGUCAACUGAGCCCUGGGCAGCACUGAUUACUACCCCUCUCGAUCAGACACUGAAAAAGCACAAAUGAGUCUUUCUGCUUAUUAUCCCUAUGUCACUGGGCAGUGAGAAUAUUGCAUUGAAAAAUAGAACUGGAUUGGGCAUCACUCAUAAGAAAGAGCACAGAGUGGUGGCUUUUUCAGUCGGGCUCAGUUGGGAUCAGAAAUUGCACUUUUGCAAGAGCUAAGGAUGCCUCAAAGGACGAUGGCAACAAACAUGAUAGUAAGUAAGCGAAAGGAAGGAGACGAUGGGCUCUGUUGGAAAGCUGGGAGGCCGUGGUGGAUAAAGGAAUGGACUAUGGGAGCAUAGAGAGGAACCACUGAAAAGGAAGCACACUUUUUUGUGUUUAUUUUAAACGGUACUUCUUAAGCACUUACUAUGUGUUAAGCACUUUUCCAAACACUGGGAUAGACGCAAGUUAAUCAGGU